AUGGAUAAUCAACAACUUACACAAGAAAUCCUAGAAAUGAAAUCUGAGAUUGAAGUUCUAAAGAACGAAAUAAAAAGACUAAAAGAAGAAAAAGAGUUGGAGAAAACCAAUAACCAAAUCAAAGAAGUUUUUGAACUUUCUGCAUUUGAUGAAAUAGAAUGGAAUAACAAAGUAAAACAAGAAAUUUCAAAUCAGGAGACAAUAGAGUCUGAGUUAAAAAGAUAUGUUACAUUUAAUAAUACAACAAAUGUUAACCAAUUUUCUAAACAAAAAUCUGUUAUAAAUUCAAUUGGAUCAAAACCUUAUAUUGAACUAUCAACUCCUUUUGAAAAAAAUAAGAAAAUUAUCCCAAUUUGUAUUGACAAAAGAAAGUACCAAAUAAUGAGUACUCUUAUUGAAUAUAUUGAAGUUAAAGUUAAAGGAAAAAAACCAGUUAUAUCAAUUGGUGUUGUAGAAAAUGAAAAUAUUGAUAGAAAUGCUCAUGUUGGAUGGAAUAAUGGAACAGUAGGAUUUCAUUCUGACGAUGGAAAGUUAUUUAAUGAAAAUGGGAAUGGAGUAAUAUUUAAUGAACCUUAUAAAGCAAGUGAUGUCAUUGGAUGUGGAUAUAUUCAUGAAAUUAAUUGUCUUUUUUACACAAGAAAUGGGAUGUUAAUAAAAAUUAUUCCAUUGAGUUGUGAAAUGAAUUAUUUUGGUAUUGGAUUGAGAGAGUAUGAAACUGUAACUAUUAACUCUGGUAAAACACCUUUUGUGUUUGACUUAUUUAAAUUUAAUGAAGAAUUAACAAACAAAACAUCAAAAUAUUUUAAAAGUAUUACACUUAAUAGUAUGUUAUUCAGUUUUGUUGUUACAGCAAAUAUUUAUUUUAGUAUUGAAGACAUUAAACAAUUGAUUUCUAAAAUAAUUCAAGCAAAAGUUAACCAACAGGAUAUUAAACAAGAAGUUCCAACUGAUUUUUUUACUUACGAAGAAAAGUUUUGGAAUGAACUUUCUGAUACAACAGAUUUACAGUACCCAGAACUUUCAAAAAGAAUAUCAUUUGACUCAGUAAAGUCUUGCUCACUACUAAAAGACAUUGACUCCCACAAUCAAACAAUUGUUGUAAGAAUAAGUUCAUACUCACAAUAUUUAGUAAAAAGAAGGUCUGAAAUGGAAACAAGGAUAUAUGUAAAAAAACCAGUAAUUUUACUGUACGAUGAUACAACUAAAGAGAAAGAAGAGUUUUGUUGUCAUUUAGAAUUGAAUGAUGCAAUAGAUAUUGGUACUACUUACCCAAGUCCAAAAGUCAUCAAGGAAGAUAGUGACAAGAAAGAGUAUGAAUGGAAAGGAACUUAUUGUAGUGAUGGAGUAUCAAACUGUGUAAUUGAAAUAAAUAAUAAACAUUUUGAUUAUUUAUUCUGGGAAGGUAUUUGUCUGAAGAAAGAACAAUUCAAAGGAAAAGAAGUUGGAAUAACAAAAGAAAAUAUGACUAAUGAAUUAGAAGUAUUGUUAAAGAAAUUAGGAAUGAAUGAGAGAGAAAUCAAUGACUUUAUUGUUUAUUGGAUUGUAAAAUUAAAUAAGAAGUAUUACAAAGUUACAAUUUGUGAUUCAACAUAUGACAAUGAAAUUGCACGAUUGAAAAUAACUGGAUUUAAUCAAAUUCAUAGAAUAGCAUUAAAAUUUGAAGAAGUUGAAAGUAUUAAUACUCUCCCAACAAUUGAUAGUGUUGAAGAAAGACAAAGACCAACAGGAAAGUAUGUCAUUGAAUGGGGAGCAAUUAUUGCUUAG
Messenger RNA from Entamoeba nuttalli P19, 1764 nucleotides. RefSeq names its product SPRY domain containing protein. The coding region runs from base 1 to 1764 and encodes 587 amino acids. Lineage: Eukaryota; Evosea; Mastigamoebida; Endamoebidae. The record is from RefSeq and is a predicted model, not a curated record. Gene Ontology annotation, molecular function: protein binding. The transcript has a single exon.